CACCAGCUGAAGGUCGUUGACAAAAUGCCGCCUGCCAUGGCGCUGUGGACCUCUUCCUUGUGACGCAACACUUGAGGUGCUGGGGAUGGGUACCUGGACAGCGAAUCUCUUCCAAAGCAUUCUGGACACUCGCCGUGAGAAGUAUGGCGAUGAAAAUGCCAAAACGCUCACCAGCAUGACCCACAUGGGGGGCAUCCUCGAGAAGCGAGGGCACUUGAAGGGCGCCUUGGACCACUACGGUGAAGCGAUGAAUAUCCGCCGUGACGUGCUGGGAGACAAACAUCCCAAGACCUUGCAGUCCAUUGGAAAGAUGGCCUCCAUGUGCAAGCAGCAAGGACAAACCUAUGAGGCUUUGAUCUUGGCGCAGGAGGCUUUGUUUGGAUCCAAGAAGGCCUUUGGCGAGCAGGUUCGGGAUAUUUGGGCAUGGUUCCACGUCCAGGAAGCUGAAGAGCAUUCCCAAGUUCGUUGUUCGCCAGCCAUGAAUCGUGUGCAUCGCCAACGUCGUCGCAACGUGCUAAUUGUCUUGGCUGUGGCUUUCUUGUUUUCCUUAGUGCCGCACCCAAAGGACGGUGACGACAAGUCAGCGCAGAAGCAGUAUGUCAUCGCGGCACAUGAGAGCCAUGCCGACGUCAUCGAGGCAGAGAACACUUGCAUCUCCGUGAUGUUGUUGGGAUGCAUGGGUUUCAUGAUGGCCACCUUCUACUUGGUGAACUGGCCCGACGAGGACAUCCGCCGGAUCUCAUGGGAAGUCAUCAGUUCCACCAUCAGCGUUUUCGGGUCGCUAUUGCUUUUCCAAGGAUUCAACAGGGUGUUGGAGCACUACCUCUUCGGCGAUUUGUCGAUCUGGCAGCAGGUUGGGGGGGCAAUGCUGCAAUUGCUGCUGUGGUUCGCUAUGCUACAGCUGGUCCUGGGCUAUCAAUCCGGUGCCGUUGGAGAGAACGGCAAGGUGUCCCAAAGGCGUGCCGCUCUCGAAUCCGCGCAGAUGUCAAGCAGUCCCAAUGAGAGGUUGCAGCACUUUCGGUUGGCGGAGCGGUUGAUGCACGACAUCCAGCUGGACACCCACGCGGCAGCCGUGCUCAUGGGCCACGUCACUGGCUUUGCCGCAGUGAACGCCUGGGGCUUUCUGCAGCAGGCGGUGCCGCGUACUUUCUGGUGCUGUGCGGCCGUUCCACCGCUGUCCUUUCUCGGCAUCUCGUGGGUCUACAAAGCCACGAGAUACGUGCGCCACAAGAAGACGUUUGCUGAUGGCGAAGAGGACGAGUACGAGGUGGUUUGGGGUGAACACGUGGCCGAAACGGAGGAUGAGGUAAUUUCUCUGGCUGUGUCUUUCCUGGCAGUGCAGAUGCUUCGCUUUUGCAUCUCUGGACACCUCCCAGAUGCGUCCGGAGUCGACAAACCUUGGCAGGAGUGGCACUCCAAUUUCCAGUGUGCUCUGCUGCUGCUGGCUGGAGUGAUCGCAGGGGGUGCUGAUGUUGCACGGCUUCUCCACGAGAGGUCUCACAACGUCAAUUUCACCCGGGUCGCCAGCUCUGACUCCAAAGUCAGCACUUCCCCCGUUUCUUCUGCGCGCGCGGGCGGAUGGUUCCAAAAGAUCUCGGCUAUGACUUUCGCCUUUAGCCUCCUCUUUGCUGCAGAGUGGUGGAUUUCCUCAAAUUUCGACUUGGAUGGGUCCUUGAAGGCAGUGGUCUCUGCUUUAUUGGUGACCUUUGCGGCCUUUAUUUUUAUCUUUGGCAUCGAUAAGGUGGCCGACAUGCAUUUUGAGGAUGCCGAACUGGACCAGGCACUUCGCCUGAUCAUCUCGGCCUUGGGAAUGUUGGUUGGUUUCUCAUGGGAACGCUGCUUCGAUGCCGCUCUGGGCGGCUUAUCCACUCGUGGCCAGGGCGACGGCUACGAAGGUGCCAAUGCCGCAAUGAGCCGGCACCACCUUGGCCUUGGAAGCGUACCACCGGCAGUGUGCAAUCUGCUCAUGGCAGUGGGUUUGGCCGUGUUGGUGCUGCCUGCGUGGAAGUGGUACAUCCUACCUUCGCUCCACAACCAUGGCCACGAUGAUUCCAAAGGAAGUGAAGCAAGUGCCCAUAGUGCCAGAAAAGGACGUUUUGUGGGGCUGCUGGGCUAG
Molecule: messenger RNA, 2116 nt
Organism: Cladocopium goreaui
Lineage: Eukaryota; Dinophyceae; Suessiales; Symbiodiniaceae
Source: the annotation of a GenBank genome assembly